Messenger RNA from Cajanus cajan (pigeon pea), 1147 nucleotides. RefSeq names its product protein-L-isoaspartate O-methyltransferase 1. The record is from RefSeq and is a predicted model, not a curated record. Gene Ontology annotation, molecular function: protein-L-isoaspartate (D-aspartate) O-methyltransferase activity. NCBI's taxonomy places the organism in Eukaryota, Viridiplantae, Streptophyta, Magnoliopsida, Fabales, Fabaceae. Gene Ontology annotation, biological process: protein modification process. Gene Ontology annotation, cellular component: cytoplasm.
AACAGGCCAGAGCGCCCAAACGCAGUUUCAUGUUCAAACAAGAGAAAGAAGAGGUGAGAAAGCCCAGAUAAUACUAAGCCCAAUACCUGGAGUGAGAGGUGGAGGAAUGCGCGUGAAGGAAAGUGGCAGGGAGAAAGAUGCCAUAUUGCAAUGGUGCCGUUACGCAACUAAGUAACCAACGCCAAAAACAAAACAACAUUUCUACCUGUGUGUCUUGUUCCAUUUACUACUUUCUACAGUCUCAUCCUUGGUGACUGUUCUCUCUCUGAACCCUAAUUUCCUCACGGAUGGAGCAAUUCUGGUCUGGGAGUGCCAUCAAUGAAAACAAAGGAAUGGUAGAUAAUUUGCAGCGUUAUGGAGUAAUCACAUCCAAAAAGGUUGCUGAAGUAAUGGAAACCAUUGAUAGAGCUUUGUUUGUACCUGGUGGACUCCAACCUUAUGUGGACAGUCCUAUGCCAAUAGGCUACAAUGCCACUAUCUCUGCGCCGCAUAUGCAUGCCUCCUGCCUUCAGUUGCUGGAGAAAAAUUUGCAACCUGGGAUGCGUGCUCUGGACGUUGGCUCUGGAACUGGAUACUUGACUGCAUGCUUUGCUUUGAUGGUCGGACCCGAAGGCCGUGCUAUUGGUGUAGAACAUAUUCCUGAGUUGGUCUCUUUUUCAACUGAGAAUAUUAAAAAAAGUGCUGCAGCUCAACCAUUGAAAGAUGGUUCCCUUUCUGUGCAUAUUGGUGAUGGAAGGCAAGGUUGGCCUGAGUUUGCUCCUUAUGAUGCCAUUCACGUUGGAGCAGCAGCACCAGAAAUCCCCCAACCACUUAUUGACCAGUUGAAGCCGGGUGGUAGAAUGGUUAUUCCUGUUGGAAACAUAUUUCAAGAUUUAAAGGUCGUGGAUAAGAACUCUGACGGUUCUAUCAGUAUCCGAACUGAGACUUCUGUUCGAUAUGUGCCUCUCACUAGCAGAGAAGCUCAACUGCGAGGUCAGUGAAGUGGACGUUGGGAACACUCUGGUUUUGUCUGUACCACGUGCUGUAAGAAUUUGUAUAGUUAAAGUUGUUGAUUUAUUCUUACCCAAAAAAAAAAAACAUGAUUCAUGUUGAUCAUGCAGUAUAAUGGUAAUAAAUAUACCAUAACUAUUAUCGUCGGUUUCUGAAA